Cicer arietinum (chickpea) is the source of this 2110-nucleotide messenger RNA. Its product is annotated as probable pectate lyase 1. The record is from RefSeq and is a predicted model, not a curated record. Gene Ontology annotation, molecular function: pectate lyase activity. NCBI's taxonomy places the organism in Eukaryota, Viridiplantae, Streptophyta, Magnoliopsida, Fabales, Fabaceae.
GUUGGAACAUGUUCUCUCGAGUCCACUCAACGAUUUAUCUUUCUCUCUCUACCGACCCUUUUUUUCUUUGUUUCUCUCUCUUAAACUUCCACAUUCUCUCUAGCAAAGAAGAGCUACUGAAAGAAAGAGAGAGAAAAAGAUAUUUUCAAGUUUUUGUAAUGGAGGUUUCUUCUGCAAAAUGGGUCCUCAAUGUUUGUUUCUUGUUGUUGCUUUUUGUUCUUCUAGUUGAAGAAAAAGCUAUGGCUUCACCACAGAUCUCUCAGUCUCAGCUCAGCAAUGUUGAAGUUGAGACACACAGGUUACAAAGCUUUAACGAUUCAUCAAUGGCUGCAAGGGCAAAAGAGGUUGAAAAAUUGAAUGAGCGUGCUGCGGUAGCUGAUCCAGAGGUGGUGGCUUCUAUGGUUGAAAUGCACAUACAGAACAACACCCAAAGAAGGAACCUUGGAUUUUUCUCUUGCGGAACAGGUAACCCAAUCGAUGAUUGCUGGCGUUGCGACCCGAAUUGGCAACGCAACAGAAAGCGUCUUGCAGACUGUGGUAUUGGUUUCGGUAGAAAUGCCAUCGGUGGUCGCGAUGGAAAGUUCUAUGUUGUAACUGACCCAAGUGACAACGACGCUGUUAACCCAAGACCAGGAACUUUGCGCCAUGCCGUGAUCCAAGAUAGGCCACUUUGGAUUGUGUUCAAAAGAGACAUGGUUAUUCAGUUGAAACAAGAGCUUAUUGUGAACAGUUUCAAGACCAUUGAUGGAAGAGGAUCCAAUGUUCACAUUGCUAAUGGAGGGUGCAUUACAAUUCAGUAUGUUACUAAUGUUAUCAUACAUGGUCUUCACAUUCAUGAUUGUAAACCAACUGGAAAUGCUAUGGUCAGAAGCUCUGAAUCACAUUUUGGUUGGAGGACUAUGGCUGAUGGUGAUGCUGUCUCUAUAUUUGGAGCAAGUCACAUUUGGGUUGAUCAUAAUUCUCUGUCUCAUUGUGCUGAUGGUCUUGUUGAUGCAGUCAUGGGAUCAACAGCUAUAACAAUUUCUAAUAACCAUUUCACCCAUCACAAUGAGGUGAUUCUGUUGGGACAUAGUGACUCCUACACAAGAGACAAGCAAAUGCAAGUGACCAUAGCUUAUAACCAUUUUGGAGAGGGACUUAUCCAGAGAAUGCCACGGUGUAGACAUGGAUAUUUCCAUGUGGUGAACAAUGACUAUACUCACUGGGAGAUGUAUGCUAUUGGUGGAAGUGCUAACCCCACAAUCAACAGCCAGGGGAACAGAUAUAAUGCUCCUACUAACCCUUUUGCGAAAGAGGUGACUAAGAGAGUGGAAACAGCUGAAAGCCAGUGGAAAGGUUGGAAUUGGAGGUCAGAGGGAGAUUUAUAUCUAAAUGGUGCUUACUUCACAGCAUCUGGAGCUGGAGCUUCAGCUAGUUAUGCAAGAGCCUCAAGCUUAGGAGCAAAAUCUUCAGCUAUGGUUGGUACCAUAACUUCUAAUGCUGGUGCACUAGGUUGCAAAAGAGGCCGUCAGUGCUAGCAUCAUCAUCAUCAUCAUAUCAACCAAUUCAAGGAAACAAAACAACCAUUUUUCUGUGUUUGAUGAUUUUUCAUUUUUUUUCUCUUUUUUACCAUAUGAUAGUAUCAUAUCCAUUGCUUUUUCCCUCAUCAUCAUACAUUCUUGACAAGUGUACAUUAAUUACACAUUGUCAUUAUGUUAUCUUUUACCACAUUGUGUUUAUUGUUUGUCAACCUUAGCUGCUCAACUUGCUCCAAGCUGAAACAAACAAUGCAAAAGCAGGUGCAGAAGCGCUUCUCAUUUCAACAACCUUACCCACCCCCAAUUCAUAUGCAUAUUUUUCCAAAUGUCAAAUCAUGUCUCCUUACACACUGUUCAGUCCUUAUUCAGUUUUAUUUUAUAGGAUUUGAAUCUGAAGAAGAAGCCAAGAUAUAUAUAAAUAUAUUUUUAUUUUUACUUUUACUACUUUCUCUUUUGCUAUUUUCUUUUUUACCCUUGUUUUGUUUGAGUUAAUUAUAUACAAGAAAAAAAAGGAUGAUUGUCAAAGUUGAGUCAUGGAAACACUUUAUCUAUUAUGGUGAUUAUUAAAUAGAAAUAGCUGUGGUGUUUGUUCC